GCCGGAGAACUGGCCAGAAAGUUUUUGAUUCUCGAACGACUCGCGUUGGCGCAGCAGUAGUUGUUGGCUGUCGUGACCGACAAAACAGAAAAAAAAAAUAAAGUCUAGAAACUGCAGGCGAAAGGGUUCUGUUCUAAGGUCUGUUUGGUGGUUUGGCACCAAAAUCAGGGUCAUUUCGAACGACGAAACGUGCUUGUGCUUGCUUGAAAAGAUCUCCUCGAAACCGUCGUCGCGCACCGUCGUCGAUAGCUGGAGAAAAGCUUGUGCGAAAAGGUUGGUUGGCAAACGUGACAUCUUGGUGUGAAGCAAUUACGUGCAGUGGUUCAGGUUCAGGUUCAGGUGUGUGAUAUUGGAUAAUAAUUGGUGAAGUGACCGACCGACCGAUCUGUGCUAUAGUAAAAGUGCGAAAAAAAUGGCAGCCGCAGCAAAAAUCCAGCUGAUCGCUCUCGUGGCCGUACUACUGGGGACCACGAUGGUACUCGAAACUUGCAGCGCAAUGUCAUUCGAUGUGAAACCCGAAUUCAUCAAAACGUGCCGCUUUUCCGAUCCGGACUUUGUCGGUUGUUCGACGAACUCCGUGCAAGGACUGUUUGACAAGCUAGUUACUGGAAUCGAAGGACUGGAGCACGUGGGAACGAUCGACCCGAUGAAGAUCAACAAGAUCCGCAUCCUGCAGGGGGACGGUCCGGUCAGUGUGAACGCGUCGCUGUCCAAGGUCGUCGUGACGGGCUUCGCCAAUACGAAAGUAGUUCGCAACGUUGUCAGCAGCAAGGACUUCAGCUGGGAGACGCACAUCCGGCUGCCGACGAUGCGCCUCGAGGGAAACUACCACAUGCAGGGACGGAUUCUGGUUAUCCCGCUGAACGGCCACGGCAAGUGCUGGUUCGAACCGAAUGAAAUGGACAUCAUAAUGAAGACGACCACCUCGCUGUACGAGCGGGAUAACCAUGUUUUCUACAACGUAACCGGCAGCAAGGUGGAUUACACCAUCUCCGGGCUGAAGCUGCACAUGGGCAACCUGUUCGAGGGAGUGAAGGUCCUGGAGGACAGCACCAAUCAGUAUCUGAACGACAACUGGCGACCCGUCUCGGAAGCUCUGAAGCCGAUCAUCGCCAAAACCAUCGAGGACAUCCUACUGGCCAUCAUGCAGAGCAUCUUCCACCAGCUCCCGGCGGAGUAUUUCGUUGCAGACCUACCGCGUAGCGGUCAAUAAAGAAUUUAUUUAACUUGUUUUUUCUGUAAAUAAACCUCAUCAUCCUAU
This is a messenger RNA of Sabethes cyaneus, 1261 nucleotides long. RefSeq names its product protein takeout-like. The record is from RefSeq and is a predicted model, not a curated record. The transcript has 5 exons. Lineage: Eukaryota; Metazoa; Arthropoda; Insecta; Diptera; Culicidae. Bases 413 to 1213 code for a protein of 266 amino acids.